GGAGCCGUGGGCGGCCUCGCUCCCGCCCCUUCCCGCGGCCGCGAUGUCGCUGCUCCGCGGGCCGCGGCCCCGCACCGCCGGCAGGAAGGGCCCCAGAAAGGCGGCGGCGGCCAAGCGGGACUGGGAUAGUACCGUCCAUGAUUUGACAGUGCACCGUGCAACUCCUGAGGAUAUUCUCCGCCGCCGUGAAAUACACAAAUCAAAAAACAAAGCGUUGGCACAUCUGGAGCUCCAAGAGAAAGCACUGAACAGAAAAUGGAAGAAGCAAAGGCAACUGGAUGCAGAUUCCUUGGCGAAAAGGAAAUUGGCUCUGAUGCGUGAGAUUCUGUCUGAUCAGUACCAUUUCCAAGAUGUAUUGGAACGAUCUGGUCAGGUAAUGGCUGUGGCAAAAGACUUGCUUGAGGAUGCUCCUCGCACACGAACAGGUUUUCCUAAUGUAACAAUGGCUCCUAACUGUGACCUAGAACCAUCUCAAGGACCCAUUGUACAAAAAAGUCAUCCUCCCAGUCAGCUUUCCAUCCUUAGUGAAUCUGUCAUGGAUUCCCAGGCUCUUAAUGAAGAGGAGGAGGAAGCAUUAUCAGAAGAUGGACAACAUAAUGUUUUGGGUUUCAAAUCCAGCAUCAAUUCUGACAGGCUACUUCGGUUGUUGAGAAAAGAAAAUUCCUUGGUGAAUUCUCCUUUGUGGGUUGAAAAGGAUGUGAGAAAAACCACCUUAUCACAGGAACCAAACGUGCCUCGAACUCCAGCAACUGUUUCCCCUUCAUUUGAUCCGUCAGCCCUCAAUGCUACCAGUGUAAUCAAGAGAACCCAUUCAAGACUCCGGAAUGAAGAUGAAGAAGAGUCUGUAGACUCCAUUGACACUGUGAGACAAGUGCUGAACCCAGACUCAAGGAAACAAAAGCAAAUUGCAGCAAAGAUGAAAAGAAAGCAAGCUGCACAGGACUCUGCAAGACAGAAGAGAGGUGAUUCUCCAGCUAAUUUAAUCCAGGUUGACCUUCAGAGGGACAACAAACCCAGCCUAGAUGUUCUCAGCCACAUGAUCCAGGAAGUAGAGCAUGAACUGGAGGAAUAUGAGCGAUGUACAGGUCGUGAGGUCCCAAAAAAAGAGAGGAGUGAAGGCCUGUCUGGGUUUACUCUGUCACUGGUGAACGCUCUCUGUCGCUUGAUGCGCUACCUCAAGGAGGCUGAAAUGCAGCUGCAUGAGAAAGAGAUGAUGAGGCAGCAGCAGGAGGAGAUGUUGAAUGAGCAUAGAGAACUGAUUGAUGCACUGACUGCUGAAGUUCUUCAAGUAAGGGAAGAAAACAUUACUAUGCAGAAGAAACUUCAGCAGUACAUGACAGUAACAGAUCAAAAGCUGAUGUGUCUCACACAAGCAUUUAAAGGCCUCCCUUUGGAAGAACCUGAAAGAGAACAAAGUCCAAAACAUUUUGGAAUUGCAAGCAGAGGCCCAGCAAACAGCCAAGAAAAACCUGAUUUGACCUACUCUGAGCCCAGGCCUGAAGCAGGCAAUAGGGAAAAUAUGCUGAAAUUUCCACAGGAAGAACUUCCUUUCACGUUUCACCCAGGGCCAGGUGCCUCAAGUGAUAUGAGACCUGGUAGAAGCUUCCCAGCUCACAUCUUCCAGCCAGCUGUGCUGUUGUCCCCACCACAGCAGAAAAGCAGUCAGGAAUUGUCUUCCCUCCAGAAUGUGUUUGCAGCCAUUUCCCAGUCUACUGAAAGAGAGCCAUGCAAGGAAAGGAGCUUACAUUCCUCCCUGAGGACACAGAGCACAACUGAGGAGAACUGCCCCAUCUCUCGAAAGCAACAAGUUCCUUCUGCAGACAAAGACUUGGAGAGUUCCCAUGAGAAAACCAAUCUGUCCUGCCCAGGUGAUGCUGGAAAAAACAGCACAGCUGAAGAGUUCCUUCGAAAUGGUGAUCUGCUGGGACAGAUAGCUGAGCUCACACGGCAGAAUGCUCUAAUUAAAGCUCAACUGAGGAAAUUCAGAGGAGACAGAAGUGAUUGUCUGCAUCAGCCAGACCUGACACAAAAUGCAGAUCCUAGUCCAGACUCUUCACAAGGACAGAGUCAUCUCAUGGUAUCAAGGAGCUUGGAGGAAAGAAUAGCAGAGCUGAAUCGCCAGAGUACAGAAGCACGGGAUAAACUGUUGCAGUUGAUAGACCAGCAGAAAUCAGCUGCUGCUGACAUGGCCCCUCCAAUGCUGUCUCCUGUUCCAACCCCAUCCCUGAAUUACACUGAAAAUGCAAGGAGGACAGCUGAGGUGUCUGUUCCCAUGGCAGUGGCUGCGGACAGCUCCAAGGAUGUCAGUGUUCCCCAUGCCAGUAUGACCAGCAUAAGAAGGACUGUAGGCGACUCUAGCAGACCUUUAAGUGCCAUGUCAGAAAGUGUCAAAUUAACUUCUGGCAGCCAAAGACCAAAGGGAGAAAAGCAAAAAGAAGAAGGAUGGUUUGCAUUGUCAAUGCAUGUUAUGUAAAGGAAGCUGAGCUCAAGUUCUAUGCUUUUUAAAUAUUUUUUAUUAACUACAAAUAAAUUACAG
This is a messenger RNA of Pyrgilauda ruficollis (rufous-necked snowfinch), 2536 nucleotides long. RefSeq names its product spindle and centriole associated protein 1 (gene SPICE1). The transcript has 17 exons. The record is from RefSeq and is a predicted model, not a curated record. Lineage: Eukaryota; Metazoa; Chordata; Aves; Passeriformes; Passeridae. Gene Ontology annotation, cellular component: centriole; spindle; centrosome. Gene Ontology annotation, biological process: metaphase chromosome alignment; regulation of centriole replication; mitotic spindle assembly. The coding region runs from base 44 to 2473 and encodes 809 amino acids.